Diospyros lotus (date-plum) is the source of this 1426-nucleotide messenger RNA. RefSeq lists its product as uncharacterized. The transcript has 2 exons. The record is from RefSeq and is a predicted model, not a curated record. Gene Ontology annotation, biological process: phototropism. The coding region runs from base 248 to 1354 and encodes 368 amino acids. NCBI's taxonomy places the organism in Eukaryota, Viridiplantae, Streptophyta, Magnoliopsida, Ericales, Ebenaceae.
AGUUCUAUGCUUCUCACGUUGAGCUUAUGAUAUUCUCAACCUUCCUUCCAUCUGAUUCCUCUUCUUUGCUUCCUCUUCAUCAAGUUCGUUCUCAGCUUCUACCAUCUAACCUACCUCUUGGAACAAUCCAUUUUAGCUUCUCCCAGUUAACAUUAAUUUAUCCGAAUUUUCUUUCUCUUCUUGCUCUCUCUUCUAUCUUGGAAUCUUCGUCUGCAGAUCGAUAUAUACAAUCCAAUUCAAACCCCCAAUGGACAGCCAAGACAUCAGUGAUCUUCGCGUCGCCUCCUUCUCCGCUUACCUUCGCUCCCCAGAAGAGAAACUAGUGCUCAAGCUCACUGAAGAGAAUCCACGCCAGCCCAAAGCUGAUCAAGAUCAUCAGGGUCAUGAGAUUGGUGUUUUUAAUGCUGACAAGUACUUCAACAUGAGAAUGGAUCAUCAUGCAGAGACUGAUCGAAAGCUCGUCGUCGAUCCGCCGCAACCGGUGAAGCCAAGAUGGAGGAUUGGAACCCCAAGUGUUAGCUCUGAAUCAAGCUGGAACAGCCAGUCUGCACUGCUACCUGCAGGCCACACGAUCAGAAGCCCCAGACCAUCUCGGAUCACGCAAAAGAAAGCAGCUGGAAGGAGCUGCUUCACGGUUUUCGGGUUCAAUGGACCCUGCCUGAGCAGGAAGUCGGUGUAUGUCGGCGAUGGCGACGAGGAAGACGCGGCCAUGGUUAAUCACAAGAAAGACGAGCCGAGAGAAGAACUCGAAUCCUUUCGGUUUGUGCAUCCAAUCGCGUUCGAUGGCGCCAAGGAGAACAUGGCAGGUAAACGGCAGUUGGGAGAAGCUGGAAAUGUGGGAGACAAGCCGCGAUUCUCAAUUGAGGUUUUCGGCGCUCAAACUGAGGCGCCCGAGAGAUUAAACGCUGAGGCAUCUUCACAUUUAACUGAGAGCGAUUCGCCCUCCUCACCUGCACUUAAUGAACACCACAUCUUUUAUCGGGCUAUCUCUGAUAGAAAUAAGAAGGGUUGUAGUUACGACCUCGGCUCUCAAGGGAAUCAGUUUUAUCCAUCUCCAUCCAAUAGUAUCUCCAAUUGUUUAUGUAAAUCCGUGACACAAGAUUUUGAACAAAUAAAACUACAAUUCUCCCAGAUAAGCAAGGAGAAUCAGCAAAUGAGACAGGCGGUGUCCUUAGUGAAUGCUGAGAAUGUACAACUACGGGAACAGAUGCAGGAUAUGAUGACAUGGAGGGAUCAGAUGAAUCAAAUGAUGUACAUAGUAUUAAGUAAAUGUAAAUCAACACCUCCUGGAGUAUCGGAUGGAAAUUCGUUUUAUAAUUACAAGGGUAACGAGGGUGAAAGAGGAAGAAAAUGAAAAUGAUGAUGAUGAUUGUUAAUUCUAUUGUGGACUAUUUAUGAUUGUAGUAAUGGAAUUUAUGGUUUUGAA